CACAUUUACAGAGGAUUAACUCGCCAUGAACGCCGACAGCCGUUUUUUCCAGAGAGCCUCCGCGGCUUUCCGCCGCUACCCCUUUCUCCCCAAAGCACUCGUAAUCGUCACCAUCAGCGGUGGAGGUCUAGCGGCAUCCACGCAGACGAAUCUAGUGGGCACUGCAUAUGCGGAUGCGGGUGAGGGUGAGGUGAAGAGGAAGAAAGUUGUAGUCUUGGGAACAGGUUGGGCAGGCAUGAGCUUUCUGAAAACGUUGAAGGAUCCGUCCUACGAUGUUCAGAUCGUGUCUCCUCGGAACUUCUUCGUUUUCACUCCGCUGUUGCCCAGUGUCACCGUGGGUACGGUUGAGGCGCGCAGCGUUGUAGAGCCAAUACGCAAAAUUGUCAGAGGGAAAAAGUUUGACGUCCAGUUCAAGGAAGCCGAAUGUUACAAGAUUGACACAGAGAAGAAGAAAGUGUAUUGCCGUUCAUCGCAGAUGCGGCUUCCCAUGGUCCGGCGACUAAAACGCAUGUACGAGAUGCGUUUGGAGUAUUAUACGUUAGAUGCAUCUCGUACAAGCGUCUAA
Ipomoea nil (Japanese morning glory) is the source of this 565-nucleotide messenger RNA. Its product is annotated as external alternative NAD(P)H-ubiquinone oxidoreductase B3, mitochondrial-like. The record is from RefSeq and is a predicted model, not a curated record. Bases 26 to 565 code for a protein of 179 amino acids. Lineage: Eukaryota; Viridiplantae; Streptophyta; Magnoliopsida; Solanales; Convolvulaceae. Gene Ontology annotation, molecular function: NADH dehydrogenase activity. The transcript is spliced from 3 exons.